ACAGUACCUUGGUCUCAUGAAAGUAUACUCGCGAAACUUAUUGCAUACUCGGGGAAAACGAACAUUUAUUUUUAUACAAACUAAAUAUCUUAAAUUCUUGGAAAACAAACUGAAAGGCACGCAUGCGCAAACAUUUUUCUCUAGUGUUUAUCACAAAGGCAUUUGGUUUCUUCCUCAUUGCUGUACGCAAAGCUUUUUUGUCUCGAAUUUGAACGAAACAAAUGCGACCGUAAAACAGUUUUCUGAAAACUUCAAAAUGACUCCAGUCAUUCUAAUACUACUUUUAGCAACUGCGAAGAGUGGCUCUUCAUUUGAACUAAAUGGAAACGUAACAGGACUUAGGAACCUGACUAAGGCUGAUUCACCUUACAUGGUAACUUCAAACAUUGUCGUCACAAAAGGCGCAACUUUGAAAGUCGAGCCUGGCGUGGAAAUCUGCUUCUUUCCAGGAGUGGGACUAAAAGUUCACGGCACCCUUAAGGCCCAAGGAACGUCAACCAGUCGUAUCACUUUAACAAAUCUUCAGUCUAACGAGACUGUUGAUUUAGACAAAAUAAACGACACUAUUCCUUACAACAAAGGUGGCAGGCUAAUUGGAGGUGCUGAUUACCGUAGUGGACGGCUAGAGCUGCUCGUCGAUAACCAAUGGGGCAGCGUUUGUUAUAAUCGUUGGACCACCUCAAAUACAGAAGUUGCCUGCAGAAUGUUAGGGUUUGUGGGUGCGAAAAGAUAUUAUUCUCUUCGUCAUGGUGUUACAAAAACCAAUAUCUUCAGCGUCAACUGCAAAGGAACCGAGGGGAGUUUGCUUGAUUGUCCUCAUCGGCCAGGGUCCCAGAUUAAUUGUCGCCACUACAGUGAUAUUGGUAUCGAGUGUUACACGCUUCUCCCACUACUAGCCGAAAGAGUAUACUGGAGUGGCAUUGAGUACAAAGACACAGCAAGCCAAGUCCAGAUGAGAUACGUUGACAUUCACAAGGCUUUUAUUGGUAUUCAUGGACAUAAAGUCUUACCGCCUCUUUACAAUGUUACUCUAACAUCAUCCAUCAGAGGAAUCAAGUCAACGGAGCUGAAAGACGGCGAGUUCUUUAUCCACGACACAGUUAUUAGCGACAGUAUGGUAAACGGAAUCGUUAUAUCUUCUAACAACGCGUCAUUAAACAUUAACAACAGCGUCGUGUUCAACACCACAAAUGGAGAUGGGAUCGAGUACUCGAGAAUAAGAAAAUCAUCGGUAGAUUUAUCAGAUGUUCAUCCAAGUAAUGCGUCUUUUCCUCUUUACCUUACCGUAUCAUCAAAAUCGUGGGAAACUGAAGAUGCCAUCAAGGUCUUCAAAACGUCUACCGGCCAUACUCUUGCCCUUCACUUUCAAUUCUUAAAGGGCCAAGGAUACUAUAUUGAGGUACGUGACGGUGACAAUAUUAAUUCCACACUUCUAACACGGGUGACACAAAGUGAUAGUGGACGAGCUGUAAAGCCUUCUUUCACGACAGGAAACGUGCUUUGGAUAAGGUAUCGUCACACAUAUCAGCGUGAAGCUGCAGCAGAGCUCCUUAUUACUGAAAGUUCAGAUAAAAGUUCAUUGACUAUUACUAACUCAAAAUUCAUUGGUAAUAAUGGUUUUGGCAUGGCUUUGAAGGAUAUCCCCAAUCAAAUAUACAUAGAGAACACAGAUUUUUCUCUUAACACCAAAGACGGAAUGAUGGCCAAAAACCAAACUGGAAAGGUCUCAGGUUACAAACUACGUUUCAGCAAAAAUGUCGGAAAUGGCGUUGCUUUCUACCAUUCGAGUAUUUCUAUUUGCCAUUUAUCCGAUAUCAGAGCUUUUAAUAAUCAAGAGAAAGGAAUGCUAUUGCAAAUAUCUUGGAUGAACUGCAGCAUUAGUCAUGCCCGUCUUGUGCUGAAUAAUCAUCAAGGGCUGCUAUCAAACAAAGUUUCAGGGGCUUUAGACCUUGCGUUUUGUAGCAUAGCAGAUAAUCAGCUAAGUGGAGUCGAGAUAUGCGACGGUAUGGCUUCUGUAAGAAUUUACUCUUCGUAUAUACUACAGAAUUCGAAUCAUGGGCUUAAGCUAAGGAACGAAGGUGGCGAACACAGAAUUAUCGAUUCCUUCAUUGAGAAAAACAGACAACAUGGCAUCUGCAUACACGAACUCCAGUCCUCGAGCAGCAACCCUAUUCCUCAAUUGACCGGAAUAAAUAUACAAGGAACUAAGGUUUUCGAUAAUUUGUACCACGGAGUAUAUCUUUCUCCUGCUUGUCAGCAUAUCGAGGGCUCAACGGAAAAUGUGUCCAUCGUAAUAGAACAGAGUAGCAUCAGUAACAAUUCACGCGGAGGCUUGCGCUUUAAACAAGAAAGCUGCAGCCGUGGUUCACGUUACAAGCAGGUAUCACUCAUGAUGUCACACAAUGAGUUUCGAGAGAACAAGAACCAAGCACUCUACGCUUCAUGUAUUUCACUUUAUAGACUUAAAGCCGAAAUACGGAACAACUCUUUUUAUAACAAUUCURGCCAAAUAAUUGUUAUUACCGAUCAAACCUCUUAUGAAUGCAAGCCGAAAAGUGUCAGCAAUCCUGUCGAAGUCAGCAUAAGUCAGAACCAGUUUUUUGGCAAUCGUGGUUCAAAUCUUGUKUACAUAGAUUUMAUGGGGUUYCCUUUGAUUCGAAAGGCCAGCGUCGAUAAUAAUACCUUUCAAAACAACAGCGUGAAGUUUUUGUUUCCAAACUUGUACCAAAGUUCUACCGACAGAGCUUUGGUUGUUUUUAAGGAGGGAACUUUUAUAUUCCACAACAAUUCAUUGGACGCAAAUGACUGUCGUUAUUUGUUGUCUACAUUGUACGUCAAUCAUAGCAGUGUUGUUGAUGCCAGAUUUAAUUGGUGGGGCACGAAAGAUGAAUGUGAGAUAAAAGACAAAAUAUUUGAUUUUUACGAUCGUAUUCAACUUGCUAAAGUCAGAUACUUUCCUUACUUCCGUUCCUCAAGAAUCAUUGACCUGGAAAUUGAACGUCUACCGCACAUGAGGUGUUUUCUUCAAGACAACACUAUAGGCGGUGCCUUGGAUGGAGAGCUAUCUUUGCCUCGUAGCCAAAUGCCAUAUAAGGUGCGGGAUGACAUUGUUAUCUUGGAGAAUGGCAGUCUUCGGAUACCCAGUAACACGACUUUAAUGUUUCCUGCUCGUUCUGGUAUGUUGGUACAAGGUGAACUCCAUGUCAUGGGCAAGAACCAAGAAAAAGUCAACUUUAUAAAGAACAUAAUACAAGAAAAUAUACGUCUUUCUGGUGGACAAGGACCUUGGGAAGGUGUACUAGAAUUCUACACUAACAACACUUGGAUCCCAGUAUGCUACAACAUGCUUCCACUGGAAGUAAAGGUCGUUUGCCGGCAUCUCGGUUUUAUAGAACGUUAUACUAGUUAUAGGUACAUAUCCCCAAAACCAACAGACCAAUUCGUUUUUGGCAUCAAAUGCCUCGACCCCGACGAAGAUGACAUUAUUCAGUGUAGCAAUAAAAACUGGACCUAUGGGAAGAACUGUUAUAGAGUUCCACUUAUGUACUGCCUCAGGGACUACUGGGCAGGCGUUCAUCUUGCGAUUAGCAAUAAAAAAAGUGAGCUUCAUCAUCUGAACAUUUACGAUGCUGGAUUCAAUUACAGAAGUGACAUUAGUCUUCCAGGUUAUGCCUUAAGGAUCGACUUCGAUCAUCAUAACUUGAGUAACAUCAACAUCAAUUCUUCUUCGGGCAUCGGCGUCCAAGUCUUAUUUCCAAGUCCAUUCUUGAAGAAGUCCUUUAUGCCAAAUUCUAAGAUUUCUCACACUGCAUCCACCGGCAUUAUACUUGGAUCACCAUACUUAAAGCUCACGGACGUGGAGGUGGAAUCGACUGGGGCAGCAGGUUUUCAUUUACAGAGCCAGUGGGACGUUUCUACUACUCAUGCAAUUCAAACCAUGAAUCCAAGUGUAAAGAAAAUCGCUAUUUGUUCUCAAAAUAUCACUUACUUGAAAGAAGACGACAUUGUGUACCUCUACUCAAAUUUACCCUACGAAUCAGCUGUAACAUGCCAACAUCUAUUUGUAACAGAGCGAGGUCGUAGACUUGGAAUCCAAGUCCUUUAUUCGCAGCUAAGCAACAGCCGCCUCCAUGUCUUUGAUGGAAACAAUAUCACGGGCAGAGAUGGAUGGAAGAUAGAAACAUUUAAUAUUAAAGAUCGAAAAGUGUUCAACUCUUCAAAUAACGAAGCCCUUCUGAAAAUCGAAAAGUACCAUUACAGCACAGUAUCGUUCCACUUGCUCCUUUUUUCUAUUGAAGAUGAAAAGCCAUUUGAAAGCUUCAUUGAGCUCGAAAACUCGAAUUUCAACUUGAUAAGAGGCAUAAACAUUUUAGGCAACGUCAUCAGUCAGCUCAAAAUCAUAAAUUGCAGUAUGUCCAACUCAAGCGACUAUCUCAAAAUUUAUGCAAAAGAAAUAACCACGGGAACAAUGCAAUCCAUCACACUGGAGACCAACAGGUACGGCAUCCACCUGACAUACACCUCGGGAAGCUUUGGCGUUUAUGAUUCACGUAUCUUCAAAACAAGCAAUACCGGACUUUAUUUACAUUCUUAUUCAGCCUAUGACAAUAAAAUGGUUUUCAAUUUGUUCAACUGCAGCAUUACUCAUAACUAUCGUGGAUUCAUUAUUAACGGUUAUUUUUCAAGAACAUUUAUUGCCGUGCAAAACAGCACUUUUGCGUUUAACAGAGCGUCUGCGAUAUCUUCCGAAAUCCAUGAGGCACGACAAAAUGUGUCCUUCAUUUUUAAGUGGAAUUCGUUUAAACAAAACCAGGGAGUGACCAUGCCGAUAUAUCUUUGCAGUACAACCGACACAGAGUGUAGCAUAACCGAGAACAGUUUUGAAAAUAACGUCGGAUCGGUCAUAACCGGUAGAACUUGUGGGUAUUGGAAUAAUAAUAUGGUUCUUAUGAAAAGAAACGUAUUCAGUGCUAAUCAGUGUAGGAGAGGAGCGGUUAUAUAUAUCUACCAACGGAUGUACAGUCUGGAAGCUUCGCAUAAUGUUUUUCAAUUUAACCAAGGCGUUAUCUUGAUGUACCACCUUUACCAUUCUGGGCCAUUAAAAAUGUUUUUCAACAUUUUUAAAAGCAAUAACUGUACUGGGAGAUCAAUAAUAGAAAUUCAAAGAAUCGACUCUUACACUGAACUUGUUUUGAAUGAAAACAUUUUCGAAAGAAAUACCGGCGUGGCGGUUCUAUCGACGGGUACAAGCAGUUAUCAUUGCAGUGGUUCGUUACAACUAAGAAGAAAUGUAUUCAGAUACAACCUGUGCAUUGAGAAGUCCGUGUUGUCUAUUAGUAAACAAAGGAAUGCUUUUGAAGCAUCAGGAAACGAUUUCCAUUCUAACUCGGGGUCGACUUUAACAUUCGAAGGAGCAUCCAUCAUGGCUAACCUUCUCUUUGCUGAUAAUUCCAUAGAAAACAAUACUUGUAUCUCAAGAGAGAUGGCUUCCAUCUUAAGAAUGGAAGGAAACAUUGAUGUAAGCAACAACACAUUUCAUCGCAACAAAGCCAUUGGUAUAAUGUCGGUACAGUCAUUGCAUAACGUUGAAUUCCAGCAAAGUAACAAAUCAUUUUCAAUCAUUAAUAACACGUUUACAGAAAACCAAGUUGCUGCUGACGCCCCUUCACGUGUAUACUUCAGAAACAACUGUGCCCUGAAAUUACGUGGCCUUCUUUAUUACAAGAUAACUGAAUUUUUCCAUAACAAAUUGGCAAAUCCCUCCUUUGAAAAGGAAUUUUGUCUCCACAUUCAAGCUCUUUCACAAAAGGAUAUUUUCAAUGCCAGCCAUAACUGGUGGGGAACUGUAGACAAUUACCAUUUAAGGCAAAGAAUUUUCGACUUUGAUGAUAACCACGACUACGCGAUUGCUUCGACUUCACCUUUUCUAACAAGUUACAAUGAUAACAAAACAGUUAUGAUUGGCAAUAAAGUAAGAGCUCUAAGGGGAAACAAACUUGGGGGUCGUKUAGAUGAAUCACUUUAUCUCACAGAGGAAGCAGGCCCUUAUAAAGUUACUUCGGACUUAACUAUUCUUCCUGGUGUGGUCCUCACAAUAGAACCAAAUGUGUCGUUACAAUUUUCUCCAGGUGUUAGUCUACUUGUUAUAGGAACACUUAUUGCUCGUGGAACAAAGGAAAGAAAAAUCAAAUUCACUCUAGACAACCCAAAAGGAAGUCAAAGUGUUCGUUUGAAAGAUGGACAUUUUCCUUGGGAAGGUCGUUUAGAGGUGUACCACGAAAACAAGUGGAUGCCUGUGUGCUGUCCAGACAGUACGUGGAAUCUCGCAAAUACAAAAGUAAUCUGCAGAGAGCUUGGAUACUUGCCGCAUCAGGAUGCACAUUAUACUAAGUUUGAUUUUGGACCAAGUAAACCGUGGCCGUUCAACGUACACUGUCAUGGCAACGAGACAUCAUUGAGCAAGUGCGAUGCAAAGGACCAUUCUUAUGCUUCUAAUACGUCAAAAUUUGUCGGAUUGAACUGUAAAGGCCAGCCAUGGGGAAAUAUAAGGUUUGUUGAAUCAAAUGAAAAUGGUACUGCUAAGGAGAGCUCUGUACUGGAACAUGUUGACAUAAGUUACUGUGGCCGGCACUUCAAUUCCAAUGCAUCUGCGAUUGAAAGCGUUAUACGAAACCCCAAAAUAAACUUUGUCACUAUUCAAAACUGUGCUUUUCAAGGCGUCAGUUAUUUUUUAGCAGGGAACAAUAUCAAUGCUACCAAAUGUGAACUGAAGCAUCUCCAAGGAAAUGGUUUUAACGUCAUUCAAUCCAGCUUUGACGUUACUAUAAAAGACAGCACUAUUGAAAACACUGUUAAUGGGGUUGUUAUGGAAUCUCCUCAACAACAUAAUAUCCCUUUACUUCAAUACGGAAGAACAUCGAUUUGUGAUCCCAGCAUAAAAACGUUUGACGUGAAAAAUAAAAGCAUUGUAUUCUUCGAGCUGAACGACAUCGACACUGAGAAAUUAUCUACAAUACCAUAUGUAUAUUGCCAAAAAGAUUUCAGAGCUGAUACAGAAGGAAAGGGAGUUCGCAUACGACUUCUUUUUCACCAAGGUUUACGAACAAUAAAUAUUUAUGACAAAAGGAGGACGCAUACAUUUCAAUACUAUUAUCCGGAAUAUUUACUGAAAACCAUCUUGCACAAGGAUCUUAUUUUUCCUGAGAUAGGAAAUAUUCAAAUGAAAGGUAACCUCAAAUCAAGAGUCAUGUUUGAAGUGGACAUGUGGCACUUUGCUGAAACAAAGUGUAAGUUAAUCAUACUUUUUGAAAGAGAUUUCCCAGCAAAUACAGUCAACUCUCUUUACGGCAGACACCCUCAAGACCGAAAAGAUGAAUUGGAGAAUAACGUUAUCCGAAACAGUGACAUACAUGGCGUAAUGUAUAAGUCAUCUUCAAGGAAUCACUUAUCUGUGAAAAGAAAUGCAUUUAUCGAGAAUGGGAAUUCAAAGACUGCAAAACAAUCCGUCUAUUCGGGUGUUGUGUUUGCAGAGAUAAAGGACAAAGAUUUUCUUUUUACAAACAAUCAUGUCGCUGGUAACGCUAUCGGUGGUUUACGUGUGCAGACAGAAAACAGUGAAGGUAAUUUUUUCGAAGGACGAAAAUUAAAGAAAAGUUGGGUUUAUGGAAACACGUUUGUACAGAACGGUAAGGAAGCCUUAUAUCUCGUGUCCAACAAAGGGACUCCUGAUGUAGUGUACAUCAAGGAAAAUUCCUUUUCCAGUAAUUAUGGAAAAGGCUCUGCUUUUAACAGCAAAAACAGUGUUGUUAAAAUUAAGGACGUACCCACAAAAAUAGAAGGUAACUUCUUUUUCAACAAUUCUGGCCUUUUGAUCAUGGAGUACGAAUUCUUGAACGACAAAUAUGAAGGACAGCACUGUAUAAACAAUACAUUUUUCUURAACACUGGMACUGCAUCAGAAUAUGRUGCAACUAUCCGGACYAAUGGACCAAUUCAGUAUCAUGGUAAUAGCCUGAAGAAUCCCCACAACCUUUAUGAGAUUGAUACAACUAUUUCUGCCGUCACGGAUCCCGUAAAUGCUACAAUGAAUUGGUUUGGAUUUGGCACAAUACCAACUGUUAAACCAAGACUACGUGACCACGGCAACRACAACCGUUUACCAAAGAUUCUUUUUGAGCCAUUUGUUAAGAUACAACCAAGAAAUAUCCUCUCUCUGGGGUGUCCUCCUGACUGGAUGAACAUGGGUCCAGCUUGUUAUGUCUUUCGUGCYGGAGUCCAGUCCUUCCAGGAUGCAGACAAAUAUUGUAAGUAUUACGGAGGACAUAUACUUGUAUCGAGCUCUCCAGGUGASAAAGAAUUGUUAAUCAAAAUCAUGGCUAUGAUUAAACCUGGCACUUAUGACCAGCCGCCACCGAUACCAUUAUGGAUUAUUAGCAAUGACAUUAAGGAAAAGGACGACCGAUGUCAAGUUUUGAGUCACGAAGGAAAUAUUACGGAGGUGUCUUGCAAGAGCCAUUACUCUUUUGCUUGUAGCAGAAGCGAAGUGAUUCGUUGUCCAAAUGGGUGCUUACAUAAUGGUGAUUGCAUCGGAUCCACGUGCUUUUGCUAUCGAGGAUGGACAGGAGAAGAUUGUUCUAAGCCCUCCUGUCGAGACGUUCAUAACUGUUCUGGCGUCGGUGAAUGCGUGGGACCAAACGUUUGCAAGUGCAAAUGGUCAUUCCGAGGACGUGCAUGUACUUACUCGUAUUGCUCAAAAUUCAAAAAUUGUUCAACUUGCGUCACUGAUCCUUACUGUGGUUGGUGUGAUAAAAUGCGACAGUGUAUCCCAGGUGACUAUUCCAGCCCCUAUAAGAAGUCUUGCUCAGACUGGUUCUACUAUCACUGCUACACAGUAGGUUCUGAAAACCAUUGUUCCGACAACAUUGGGCAAGUCGAUUGUCAGCAUAAACAGUGUAACUUUGRAAGACCUUCAUCUAACAUGGAAACAUGYGCAAAAUGUAGAGAUCUUGAGAAAUGUUACAACAUCGAGGAAGCCGGGAAGUGUCGUGCAUGGAAUGUCAGCCGCUGUCCACAUGGAAUGCUGCAGGUCGACUACUCAGACAAAAGCAGGGUCAACAAUACSCAGCUGCGCAGUAAUGUCAAGGUUAUUGACCCAAAUAGGCAUACAAUAUACRGUUGUCCAGUACUCUUACCUGGUAAAGACGAGGUUACUUCAGUCUUCGUUGUGCCAAAGGAACUGGGUAUUGAGGUUGGUCACGUGAUGACGAGUACACAGGCUGGUGGAAUAAUGCAUAAAGUGAAUGAGACAAAUCAAAUAGGUCCGUACACGCUUGUUUCUGGUGAGGAGGCGGAAUUAGAAGAUGUUAUAGAAUAUGCGGAUUUCGAGGAAAAGGUUCAACCUGAGCCAAUCACAGAUGAAGUGACAGAAGAGGAAGAACCAAACAAAGAGCAAAUCGAUGGGAUGUUUAAUGGAAGUAUCCUCUUAAAUAACACAGCUAUGCAUCUGAUACAGGGCAAAUAUAUCUACAAGUGCGUUGGCCAUUUAUACCAGAUCGGAUCAAAAUCUGUCGUGUCUCAUUACUUGGUAAUGGAAGCAGCAAGCUCUAUCAAUGCAAGCCAAGGAGACGUGAUAGUAGCACGAGAAAGUCAUGGGUUUAUAGAAAGAGUUACCAAUAUUCGUAAGACGGAAAGUUUAACGUUCAUUCACACGAUGCUGGAACGAUGUGAUGGGAAAUCGACGUGGACCAAAAAAUUCAAGCCACACCUCACAAGCUCAGAAGAAGACGACGUCAUCGUAUGUUCUGGAGGUGAUAAUAAUCCAGGGUUAUUAAUYUCAGAAUCUGAGGACAAAGUAUCUGUUAAUGAUUCAGUCAUUGGAAGGGGAAGUCAGCCUUUUAUUUCAAAGGUGUUAUCGUCAUCAGUGAAUGGGGAAUACGUCAUCAUGGAGGUUCUACCUGUGAUAUCAGUYAUGAAUGGAACUGCUAUUACACAAGUACAAAUCGACCAAUUACAUGCCAAACACAGAAGAGCAAAACGGGAAGUUGGUUAUAAAUUUCCUUUCUCAAAAAGCAACUCCAAGGAAGUAAUUUUAGGGUUGGAAUUUGGAACAGAACUUAAAGUUGGAACGUUAUUCGAAGUGGACAUCGAUCCUAACUUCAAAUUUGGUGUCUUUAGCGAGAAGGGUGCUGAUGGCAAACAAAAAAUGAGUGAUACGAUACUAGGAAUUGAAAUAACUGGCAGAUUUUUUGUCAAGAUAGAUUUGGCACUUUCGGCGAAAACGAAGCGAAGUUUUGUUGGAACUAAGGCUAUUGUACGUCCAAAGCAACUAGGAAAAGCAUUUUGCAUACCGUUUGGACCUCUUCUUUGCGUCAAGUCAGCAUUCUUUUUUGAGCUAAAUCUGAAUCAGAAAAUUACAACAGAGACUACAGCAGAGAUACAGGCAAGAAGCUCAUUAGCAAUUGAGAAUCUCUUCAUUGGAGGAAUGUGCUCGUUCAACCGCCGUGGAUGUGACUCGAACGUACAUUCUCCUGAAAUAAAACCUGAAGCAAACCUCCUCAACAUCAAAACCGAUGGUAAAGUGUCAUGGGAAGCAAUGGUUGAACCAAAGUUGUCUUACAAGAUUCCAGUACAAGCUACUACUCCGUUUAUCUCCCCCAACAAAUGGAAAACAUGGUGGAAAUUUUUCAAGGGAAUAAGGUUGAGAGUGGAUAUCUCUAAAUUAAUCCCCGUCGUACUGAGUCUAUCAAUAGCAGUUCCAUUUGGAAUUCGAAUGGAUGUUACUCCGUGUUUUCCUCCAUCUGACAUAGACAAUAAAUGGAACAACGAAUUGACUGUCGAUCAAUAUUAUGGGGAUACUAGCCUGGUGGGAGAACUGUCCGCUGGACUUUAUAAUUGGGAGACAAAAACAAUCGAUUUGUACAAUCGUAAAGUACACAGUGGUCUUAAAAAGAGUUUCUGUGUGCAACUCUAUCCUUAUGACGUUAAAGAUAAGUGUCAAUGCCAGCCCUCUACUACUACAGCAGCUACAACAAGGCCUUCACAAAGCACUCUACCAACAACAUGGAAAACCCCUGCAACAUAUCCAUGGAAAACAACAUGGAAAACCCCUACAACAUAUCCAUGGGAAACAACACGGAAAACCCCUGCAACAUAUCCAUGGACAAGACGUCCAAUAACAAGGCCGACACCUCCCCCACCAUGUAUAUGCCCUGAUGGUCAGAUCGGAGUGUUCUCAAGUCAUAGAGGAGUGUGCGACUGUUUACUGAAAUGCAAAGGUGGAGAAGCACCUGUAAAAGUCAAUGGCUUAUAUAAGUGUCCGUACUAUCCUCCGUGUGGCAGAAGUCCAAAUUGUGUAAUUGGUAGAAAGGGACGUAGCUGUUCGCAGCCCGACGUUUAUCCUUGCACAAGUGCAUGCUCCGGGAACGGCCGUACGGUCUCUAACAAGUGCCAGACAGAGUGUAGAUGUUUUAGAGGUUGGACAGGUCUUUGCUGUGGAAUUAGACGGCCCACAGGAGGUUUUGGUGAUCCUCAUCUAGAGACUUUAGAUGGAGUUGAGUUUGAUUACUUUGGUAUUGGUGAGUUCUGGGGGUGUCGUAGUAUUCCAAAUUCAUUUGGAAUCCAGUUCCGCUUCUUUGCCCACAAGGGGACGUCUCUGAUAGGAGGAAUUGCUUUAAAAGUUGGCAGCAGCGUUGUUAGCAUCAUGUCACAAAUAACAUUAGAUCCAACAGAUAUGCCACAUCUAAGGAUUGAUGGUGCGUUGGUGAAUCUAACGACAGCUUUGGGGAAACAACUAUCAAUCGACAAUAAAACCGCUUUUCUUGAAAUCCAGAAACAAUCUGAUAAAAAAAAUAAGGGCGAAGUAGUGUUCUUUUCCCUUGAGUACAAGACAGGUGUUACUGUAACGAUUUAUGUGCGGCACAGUGAUACAAUGGGAAGACAGUUCCUUAAUGUUCUAUAUACACUCACAGCGGAUUUCAAAGGUCGCACGCAGGGAAUCUGUGGUUUAAUGGACAACAAUCCUGCGAAUGACUUGACUGGACCAAAUGGAGACCUUUACACAGAUCCAAUUAAAUUUGCAGAUUCUUGGCGUAUUUUAGCUACCAACAAUCAAUCAGGUUUAUACGACUCGUGGUCCUGGAACUCUUCCAAUUUUCAUGCUGAUGAUGUAAUGGACUCGACAUACACAGAUCCAAGCCAUGUUCCUAUGUAUGGACUAUCAAAUGUGCCCAGUGACUUGUUAAAGAAAUCAAGACAGACCUGCUUGGCUCGUAAAUUACCAGAUAAUCUUUUGAAGAGCUGUAUCUACGAUGUUGCUGUGACAAAUGACACGUCUUUUGCCAUGCAAGAAGUUCUCCUGACAGGAUGUCCAGAUCAGUGUUCGGGCAAAGGCCGCUGCGUCAAUCAAACUUGUGAAUGCUUGAAAGGAUGGACUGGAGAAAAGUGUGAAAUAGGGACGUGCCCAAACUGCUCAACUAGUAACGGUAAAUGUAUCAAAGGGUUUUGUCAGUGUAACGUUGGAUGGCAAGGAGAUACCUGCAGCGAGAAAGCUACUUGCUAUGAUGUGAAUAACUGCACCAGUCCAGUUCAUGGAGUCUGCAAGACUACAAACAAAUGUCUCUGCAAUGAUGGAUAUAUGGGAAGCGAUUGCAGCAUUACCCCAACAUGUCUAAACGUGUCAUCUUGUUCCGGUCAUGGAAAAUGUGUCAACUUUGAUGUCUGCAAGUGCGAUAAAGAUUGGACAGGAAAAAAUUGCAGCCAAUAUUCCUGUUUGGAUCUUGAUCGUUGUUCAGAUCAUGGCCGAUGUGUUAACGUCUACCAGUGCGAAUGUAAUGCGGGGUGGACUGGGAUAAGUUGUGCAAUUCCUGAUUGCCCGGAUGUACAUCAAUGCUCUGGAAAUGGAACAUGCGUUGCCCCUAACAAAUGUCAGUGUUACCCUGGUUACAGUGGAAAUGGGUGCCUUGAUUCUGCUGAUUGCAAUAUGUUGGCUAAUUGUAGUAAUCAUGGGGACUGUGUUAGUGGAGAUGGGGCAAACUCGUCCUGUAGGUGUUACGAUGGAUUUCAAGGGGUAGAUUGUAGCCAGCCAACCUGCACUGAACUCAACAACUGCAGCAAUCAUGGCAUUUGCAAAGAAGCAGGAUUUUGUGAAUGUGAUAUUGGUUUUAGUGGAUCUGACUGCUCUAAUGCUUCAUGCGAAGCUUUGAAUUUUUGUUCAGGCCACGGAGAAUGCACUGGUUACGAUCUGUGCAAUUGUGAACCUUUAUGGCAUGGAGCUGCUUGCAGUACCCCAGACUGCAGUACGUUAAGCGACUGUUCAAAACAAGGCGUUUGCUUGGCACCCAAUAAAUGUGAUUGUUAUCCAGGCUACGAUGGGAUCAAAUGCGACAAGCCAGCCACACCAAACUUUUACCCACCAGUGUUUUCUUCUCCUGUUUACAAUCUAUCGGUGUAUGAAAAUGCUACUUUGGGAAGCUUCGUGGGUCAAGUUAAUGCUAGUGAUUUAGACCAAGGGAGAAAUGGCGAAGUCAUGUAUUUCUUAUCCAAUGAUGCUGGUGGUCUAUUCACAAUUGAAGGAGAGUCGGGUAAAAUCUUCACAUCUAAGUCAUUGAGGUAUGACGAAUUGAAGACGGAUUUUGCUUUCCUUGGUGUCCGUGCUUCCGACAAUGGAAAACCAAUGAAGUUUGCCUCAUGCGAAUUAUAUAUACGAAUAAUCGAUGUUAACGACAAUUGCCCAAUAUUUGACCCAUUCCUCCAGACGUCGUACAAUAUCUCUGUUAACACAAAGAUUGGGACAAUUGUUGCGAAUGUCAGUGCUGUCGAUAAAGAUAAUGGAGUCAACGGUGACGUCAGAUAUCACUUGGAAAAUGGGAAUGGAACGUUUUCAAUUGAGUGGUUAACAGGAUCCAUUCGUCUCAUGCUUCUCGUUCGACCAAUCUCGUAUCAAGUGGUUGUGAUAGCACGUGAUCAAGGCACACCUUCUUGCUCAACUUCCCUGAAGUUGGUGUUUAAUGUGACAGAAAAGGAAACACCUGAACCAACUGAAGUUACUACUUCAGCUGAAGUAUCGACAACAGUUACCACCACCACAGAACCUGUUACAACGCCUUCAGAACCAAACAUCAUACAUUCAACAAAUGACAGUCUUCGGCUGGAAAGUGUCCUUCUCAUCGCUGGCUGUUCCAUCGGCAUAUGUUUGUUAGCAGCCAUUUCUACAGUCAUUAUUAUAAGAAUGAAACGAAAGUGGAAGAAGGCAAAUACUUCGCCAAGAACAUCGCGACGGCAAAUGACGACAGGAAGUCGGAACAGAGUCAGUCCAGAUUUCCAGGAUGAUCAGCAUGACAUGGAGUUGCAAGUCUGGAUCAACAUCCACGCUAACCGAAGAUUAAACGAAUUUCCAUGAUGUAUAUUUAGCAAAUUGACAUACGUUCUUUAUGUGUCUGUCACUGAUGUCGAUUUUUGUACAAUAACAAAAACGAUAGAAACUUUUUUUAGUGAUCAAAGCAAUCGAAGGAAAGAGCGCACGCUCGUUGACGUCAGCUUAUCUGUCUGCCCUCUUAUUUCUGAUAACAAAUGAACAGCACGCGAGCAAGCUAAUGUAUAUAUAUCUUUAUAUCACGUGCUUUCAAAGUAUAUUCAAAACAGAACUGUAUAUGACUGUUAGCUGCGAUAGCAAUUGAUGGUUUUCAACCAUUCCCAAUAGAAUUAAAUAACAAAAGACGUUGCGGUCUUGUUGGAGGAUAUAACAAAAGAAUUCAUUGACAAUUCUUUUGUUAAAUUCCUCCAACAUGGCCGACAUGAAAACCAGCAAUAGAGCAAUUAAUUUGGGAUUAGUAACUGAACUAUAUGACUAUACAUAAGUGAUCAGUUAGGUACUUAACUACUUUAUACAGUUUAUACUAAUCUAUAUACAAGUCACUAUAGAUAAAAGGUAAUUCUUGGGGUGCAACCACCACGUGACUCAAAAUCCCACGUGUUAAAAAAAUAACAAAGAAACGACCACUAUUUUGGUUGACCUAAUAAGACAAGCUAAUGAGGAAAGCUUAAGACAUCGUCAACUCGCCAACAUGGCGGGUAUGACGUAAAAUGUACUCCAUGAAUAUAGCAAAAAAGUUACCUAACUCAAUUUGAGCUAUGAUAAGCAAUGUAAUCAUAUAUGCCCAUAUAGCCAUGUGUGUCGCUAGCAUUGUUAUUCAAUAAACUUUGCUUUACUUAA
Messenger RNA from Actinia tenebrosa (Australian red waratah sea anemone), 15208 nucleotides. RefSeq lists its product as uncharacterized. Gene Ontology annotation, cellular component: plasma membrane. Lineage: Eukaryota; Metazoa; Cnidaria; Anthozoa; Actiniaria; Actiniidae. The record is from RefSeq and is a predicted model, not a curated record. Gene Ontology annotation, molecular function: calcium ion binding. Gene Ontology annotation, biological process: homophilic cell-cell adhesion; cell-cell junction maintenance.